CGAUAAGUAAAAUGUCGCGCUCUGUAAAAGAUUCAGAUGAGGAAGUAGAUGCAAAAGCUGGUCGCAAGACUCGUGGUCUCGCCGGUUCAGGAACAGUUGACUCUCCACUACGUCGUAGUUCUCGAGUUAAGUCUGUCGUUAAACAAAAUGAAUCCUCACCUGAAUCAUCUUUAAGCGACACUGGUAACAUUAAUAAUACACAGUCGACAAGAAAUACCAGACGUCGAACAACUACCCUGGACAGUUUUAUAAUGACUGAAAAAAGUAGGACUUUACGUUCCAGAAGAAAUUCUGCUGCAUCAGAUAUCACUGAAACUACAGAUAAAGAUUCCACCGUUGCAACACCGACAAAGAAGACUAACAAUAUUUCUGUUAAUGAUGGAUUGAACGAGACUAAUGGCAAAACUAGUAAGCGACUUUCAAAAGCUGGUUCAGAAAUUGAGUCGCCAUCAACAGUUACAAGAAGUACACGUAGAACGAGAGCUAGUUCUAUGGAACCUGAAGCUGUUGGAGGAAAUAAACUUACAAAGAUGGGUCAGAGUGAAUUAAUAGGUAGUUCUGUUAGAUCAAGAAAUCGAGCGUCUAUGUUACCCACCGAAGCGACUGUUAUAGAAGAAACAGAAGUGGCUAAAAUUCCAGUAGUAACACUGGAUUGUGUACUACCUAAUCUCAAAGAAAUUAAUGAAACAUACUCAGAGAAUUCCACUUCCGAAAUGACUGAUGAGUCACGAUGUAUUUCAAAGGAAGUACUUCACAUAAGUCAUGAGAAUGUAUGCAAACAAGGAACAGAUGUUCAUAUGAAUGAUAUGACUCGGUCAGAAGGAUCAAUGCAGAAUACAUCCAAAGAAAUGUCACAAACUGCAAAUGAGAACACUCCCAAGGAACUUGGAUUAAAAAUGCAAAAUAUAUUAAAUAAUUCAAUAUCAGGAGUAGAUGGGGACCUUGGUAAUAAAGAAAACCAAACAGAAAAUAUUACUGGUGAUUCACAAAGUAACAGAGACACAGUCUCUAAUGUAUUAUUACAAAGUCCAACAUCAGCAACUGCAAGUAAUUUACAUACAGGUAAAUCAGGGAGAGAAAGUGACGAUGAUGCAGAUAGUUCUGAUAAUAUGCAAAAGUUAGUAGUAACAGACACGGAGCCAUUAAAUGAGAUACCACUUACUGAUAGUAUAGGUCAGAAUGUGACACAUGUAGAAGUAUGUGAAGAUUCAAGCCUAGACGAUAGCAUUGAAAUUUUGAACUGUCCAGAAAUUGAAUAUGAUAUAGAUACAAAUAAGACUUGUGAUUUGAACAACAAAUUAAAACAACCUAUACAGCAAACUGUCUUGGACAGUGAAAUGUUCAAUAAAGAUAAAACUGUUCAGAUGAUUUCUAUUUCUAAAGCAAAGGAAGCUACGAAUACAAGUGUAGAAUAUGCAGAAGUUUCUAUGAAUCAGAUUGUGAUUCUAGAUAAUGAAAGUGAAAUGACAGAGAAAGUACAGGAGUCUAAUAUAUCAAAAAAUACAAAAGACACUGAUGACAUGAACCCCGUAGAAAUACUUUCACGUUCUGAUUUAAACAAUGCAGCCCUGUCUCUUGAAAAAAAUACUAUGUCUUCCAUUACAGCAAGGGAUGAGACUGCUACACAUGAUUCACAAGAUAUAGACCAAACUAAUAAUGUGUCUACUCAGGAGAAUAUAGUACAAGAUCCUUUAGGUGCUCACAUGAGCUCAGAGAAUUAUUUAUCUACUAACAAUACUGAGGAUAUUAUAACUGAUGUGGUUAAAAGUAGUCAAUCUCACACUGUUACAGAGUCUUCAGCUAAGCCUUCUGACGAAAUUUCUGAGAAAGAAGAUGCGACACACACUUCUAUGUUGAAUAACUCUGUAACUUCAAAAAGGGAGUCUAUAAGCAAAUCCGAAUCAUCUAAUAAACAAAUAAAGCAAAAUGUGAAUCAUGAAACAUCUAAGGAGCAUGAAGAAAAAAUGAAAGUCGACGAUGGUGAUUCUGAUGCAAUUGUAGAUACAGAUUUGUUUCACGACAUUUCAGCUGACGAAUGGAAGGAAAGGAAUUUCGAUAAGAAUUCUGUCUAUUCAAUGUCGACAGAGAAACUUCAAAAUGAAAGUGAGAAUGAGUGUGAUCUUGUUUUAAUUGAUGGAGACGCGAGACAAGUUGCUGAAAAUAUGGAAAAAAAGAAAAAAAAUGCAAUAUUCGAUUACGAUUCUGAUGACACCGUUCUAUCAAAAGCACAACGAGAUUCUUUGAAGAGAAAAGAAGAAGAAAAACUGGAUAUACCACAGGAUGAUAAUAAACAUACACCUGCAAAAGUAAAGAGUAACCGAAAAUCUAAACAGCAAGAAGAAAUUCAGAAGAAAGCAAAUGCAGUGAAUGAUUCAAUAGAUGCGGUUCAAGAUCCAAAACAUAUUAAAUGUACAGAAGAAACAGAAACUGGUGAAAGUAUAUAUAGGAAAAAAUCUGUAACAGAAGACACUUCAUUUAACAAAUUAAAAGGAAACGAAAGUUGGACAGCAAUGACUCAAGAAAAUUUGGACAAAUCAGCUAUUGAUUCACCACUUAAAGAAACUGAAUUAUAUAAAUACAUAUCAAAAAAACGGAAAUCUAAUAAAUCUUUUAAAAAUCUAGACAGUGAAAUUGAAGAAUGUAAUAACUCUGAAGCUGUCAGGGGAAGUAAAUCGUUAAAUAAAUCAUCCGUAGAUUCAUCAUUGAACCAAGGCAAAUUAUCUGAAGACAUGUCGAAGAAACGGAAAUCAUUUAGUACACCCGUUGAGGAGGUAGAUAGUGAAAGUGAAGAAUCUGAUGAAUCUGAAGCCAUGGAGAGAAGGAAAUCAUUAA
This is a messenger RNA of Dufourea novaeangliae, 2832 nucleotides long. RefSeq names its product enolase-phosphatase E1-like. The transcript is spliced from 5 exons. The annotation marks the transcript as partial. NCBI's taxonomy places the organism in Eukaryota, Metazoa, Arthropoda, Insecta, Hymenoptera, Halictidae. The record is from RefSeq and is a predicted model, not a curated record.